AUGAACAGAAGGGAUUCAAUACACAGGGAUAUCGAUUUCCCCUUCGUACCCUCUACCACUGAUAUGGCUGGCAAAACAGUCGCUAUUAUCGGCGGUGUAGCCGGGGGUGCGAGCGCAGCCGCGAGGCUACGUAGAAACGAUGAAAACGUGACCAUUAACAUGUACGAGCGAGGGCAGUACGUUUCCUUCGCCAAUUGCGGGCUUCCCUACUAUGUAGGGGGAAUUAUCAAGGAACAAUCAGAUCUGUUCCUCACAAAUCCGGAAGAGUUGAAGCGCAACUAUAACAUCAAUGUAUUCAUCAACACGGAGGUGUUGUCCUUCGAUAAGAAUGAGAAGACCCUGCGUGUUAUAGGCCCUGAUGGCGAACGGGCGGAUACGUACGAUAGGCUCAUACUGUCGCCUGGCGCUCAGCCCAUUAUCCCACCAUUUCCAGGACGAGAUUUACCGGGUAUCUUCACCAUAAGAGCAGUGCCCGAUACCGAGCUGGUCCGUUCGUGGCUUAAAAACACACCCGACGCAAAAACCGCGACGAUCGUUGGCGGUGGAUUUAUAGGGCUUGAGAUGGCCGAGAAUCUGCACACCCUCGGAUUUAAGGUGACUAUAAUCGAUAUGGCGGAUCAAGUAAUGACACCAAUGGACAAAGAAAUGGCUAUAUACGCUGAGCAGGUACUCGAGAGGGCCGAUAUUGACCUAGUUCUUGGGGAUGGUGUGGCGGGUUUUGAGCCAGCUGAUGGCAAAACGUUGCUUGUACGUACGGCACACGGACGUGCGGUUGACGCAGAUAUUGUGAUCCUGGCUAUUGGCGUGAGACCGGACAAUAAACUGGCCGUGGACGCUGGUCUAGCUGUGGCGAAAUCGGGAUGUAUUGCGGUAGAUGACCAUCAAACUACAUCAGACGCGAAUGUGUAUGCUGUAGGAGAUGUAGCUGAGAAAUACAAUGUUAUUACGAAGACAAGGAUGCCGUUCUACAUGGCUGGACCCGCCAAUCGACAAGGGAGAGUGGCCGCUGACGCGAUAUGUGGACGCGAAAACCGAUUCAGAGGAAUUCAAGGCACCGGAGUGUGUGGGAUUAUGGGGUUGCAGGUGGCCAUGACAGGGCUGACAGAGAAGGCAAUGGUGGCGGCAGGAAAGGUUAAGGGUAAGGACUUUGACGCUGUGUACUUGCACCCGCUGGAUCAUGUCGAGUACUACCCAUCCUCACACCACAUACACAUGAAGAUAGUCUUUUCCGUGCGUGAGGGCAAGCUGUUGGGAGCACAGGCGGUAGGUGUGCAAGGUGCCGAGAGAAGGAUAGAUGUGCUGAGUAUGGCGCUACAGAUGGGAGCCACUGUGUACGACUUAGCAGAGAGCGAGCUCUGUUACAGUCCACAGUACGGUGCUGCCAAAGACGCAGUCAAUCUGGCUGGAUUCUAUGCGAUUAAUACCAUCAAAGGGUAUGCGCAUAACUCGUAUUGGAAUCCCAACAACCCCUCUGUAUUCCCUGAUGAUGCGGUGUUGAUAGAUGUGCGAGAGCGCGAUGAAGUCAAGGAGAGCGGUACUGUUCCUGGGGCUACCAAUAUACCCAUGUCUGAGAUCCGAACACGCUUGGAUGAGCUUUCCAAGGAUAAAACCAUCCACGUGUUUUGCUUGACCGGGGUACGUGGGCAUAGUGUGAUGCGUAUGCUUGUGCAGAACGGGUUUAGUGCGAAGAAUAUAUCGGGUGGAUAUACCAGUUAUCUAUCUUGUGUGCCGAAGGCCCAUAGCAGAAAGGCGCUAGCCAGUGUUCUUUCGAUUUCUAAUUUGAACUACUAAUUUAGUCAAGCUUGGUUCAUGAGCCUGCGAGCAUACCCAAUUCCAAAAAUAAAUAUUAAGUAUAGGCAGUCCCUAUUUUGACAGUACAACCAUGACAAAAAAAACAGUACACUGGUAUAUCCUGAUCAAACCUCUAUAAACCUUUAUGGACAGCCUCUCACCUCG
This is a messenger RNA of Sphaeroforma arctica JP610, 1956 nucleotides long. RefSeq lists its product as hypothetical. The transcript has a single exon. Bases 1 to 1791 code for a protein of 596 amino acids. Lineage: Eukaryota; Ichthyosporea; Ichthyophonida. The record is from RefSeq and is a predicted model, not a curated record. Gene Ontology annotation, molecular function: flavin adenine dinucleotide binding; oxidoreductase activity.